Molecule: messenger RNA, 1713 nt
Organism: Cherax quadricarinatus
Lineage: Eukaryota; Metazoa; Arthropoda; Malacostraca; Decapoda; Parastacidae
Source: RefSeq, a predicted model, not a curated record
AUCAGUAGCCCUCUGUUGACAGCUUAAUAGAAAAUGCAUUUGUUAGUUAAAGGAUUCAUCCUGUCUGGGAUCUCUGGUCUUGGCUGGAUGGGGUUAUUUCAACUGAGUAACUACCUUCUAACACACUAUUCCAAAGUCAAAAAUUGGAAAAUAUCUCAUCACCACAUCAUGAAUAUAUGUGAAGCUCUUGUGUCUGGCAUUCAGGCUAUAGUAUCUUCUGUGUGUGGGAUUAUUGUGGUUGCUUCAUGUCGCCAUGAUGUGAUGUGGGCUACAAACCUCUUAGCACCUUGGUAUGCAUGGAUUGGUGGCAGCUAUUUUGUGUAUGAUACUGUUGCAAUGUAUCAGGUUCACUUGGCAAGUUUGUCCAAAGUUCCAGUAUCUUUUAUGAAACGAAUUUCAAGCUACUUAAAAAGAAGAACACUGUUAGUUAUUCAUCAUGUUGUUGUGGCUACCGUCUUAUAUCCGGUAAUGGUGUAUCGAAGUGGUGUGGGUGACUUCUUUGUUGGGUGUUUUUACUGUGUGGAGUUCAGUGGCCCCUUUACCAACCUGCGAAUCAUUCUAAGUAGAACUGGUCUGAAAGAGACUCGAUGGUAUUUGGCAAAUGGACUAGCUAUGAUAAUAUCAUUUACACUCUGUCGGAUUCUGAUAUUUCCUUAUAUGUACAUGGCCUAUGGUGCCCAGUAUAACAUGCGAGUUUUGGAUGUGAUAAGGACAAUUCCACUGCAUUGCAAUGUGGGUUCCUUAAUAGUAUUCCUACCUCAAGUCCAUUGGCUGAGAUUGAUGAUUCUUGGGGCAAUCAAAAUGCUUAGAGGCAAGACUAUAUCUGAGGCUGAAGAGAAAAUUGACUGAGAGGGUAUGUAUCUUUCCAGACAACAUAAAUAUUGAAAACCACCUGAAAUGUUUAUGAAAAUUUGUGCGUAUCUGGAUAUUUUUUAUGAUAUUAUGUAUGAUAUUACUUUGUAAAUAUUUUGUAUAAAUUUUAUGUCCAUUUGUCUGCAUUGUUUGUUUUGUUUGUGUUGAUAUAUUAUGAAGACUUUUGUCAAGUAUUCAUCUCGAAUUGCAUUGGCAAAUGUAUACUUUUUAUAUAAUAGGCAAGGCAAUAUCUCUGAUAAUACAUGUUUGAAACCUUUUCAAAUAUACGUAAUUUAUUUUAUUAAUUGGACAGAAAAUUCUACUUUUUAUAUUUAUAUAUUCUAGCCUCAUUAGAGCAUUGUUACCUUUGGAAGCACCCUUUCUUGAGUAGGCAGCUAGACUGUUAUCUCUGGAAAUCCCCUUUUUGAGCAGGCAACUAGAUUGUUACCUCUGGAAACCCCCUUCCUUGAGCAGGCAGUUAGAUCGUUACCUCUGGAUAUCCCCUUCCUUGAGCAGGCAGUUAGAUUGUUACCUCUGGAAAUCCCCUUCCUUAAGCAGACAGCUAGAUUGUUACCUCUGGAAAGUCCCUUCCUUAAGCACACAGCUAGAUUGAAUCUCCUUCAGACAAUUCAGUUGAGCUCUUCUGAAGAAAAAUUUAAGACAUUUGUAAAUUAUAUGUUAAACAUUUAGAAAGAAUAAAACUAAGAAACAAAAGGCAACAGAAGCUUUUUUUUACAAUAUUGUGGUGUAGUUAUUACACAUUUUACAUGCUGAAUCAAAAAUAUUAAGCCCAUCUUUCCUGCCUCACUAUGUAUCCUUAUUAAUUUCUGCAUUUAAGCCUAUUACAAUAUCUCUAAUUAU